AAGCCUUCCACUCAAAUUCGUUGACAGCCUGAGAGCCAACAGCGCAUGGCGGUUCAUGACCAGAAGGUGGAUGUUUCCGUGCAGACAGAGGAGGCGUCAACAUCCCUGGCAUCUCAGUAUCCAGCCAACCUUCUGUACGCGCAGGGCAUGUUGAAUACCACCCUUCUUCAGCUGCAGCAAGUGGAACUACAGAUUUAUCAAUUGCAAGGCUAUGUGCGAGAGCACCAGCUUCGGCAAGCGCAAGCGGCGCAAGCACGGGCGAAGAGGCCAAAGAUUUUCGGCCAAGAAGCAGAGGCACUCUUUGAGGCGGCCGUCGUGCUCUCGGAGAUCACCGACGCUGCUCAGGCACACCGCGCGGCUCAGGAGGCACGGCAGGCCGCAGAGGACGAGGGCUUCGCGGAGGCCGAUCCUGGAGAGGUCUUUGCCAGGCAGAUGCAGAGGCGGAUGUUUCCCUUAUUUCUGAGGGCCAUGGUUUUGAGCUUUGUGUUGCGGCUCUUUGAGUUGGACUGGUACAUCAUUUUUGCAGGGAACUGCAUCCUUUUCAUCAGAGAGUAUUGGAUGAUUGCUGCGCUAACCCAAGGAGGAGCCAGAGCUGGCCAAGCAGGCGGCCAAGCUGCACCGCAACCUGAGCUUCGACAUCACCUGGAAAAUCAGCAGCAGCCGAUGUUGAGGCAACGCUUCAGUAUGCUUUUCAAGAUUGCUUUGCUGAUGUUCCUCAUGGAGGUGAGGUGGCAUUGGUAUGCUGCAUACUUGGUGGUGGCACUGUUCUUCCUGUUUGGUGCCUUUGACAGUUGGAUUGAGUGGUUCAAUGGCAACGGUGGCAAUGCCGACAACAACUUGGAACAUCAAUUGGAUGCCUUACGAAGAGCACAGAACCAGCCACAGAGAGAGCCACAGAGAGAGGCACAGAGCGAGGCGCAGAGAGAGCCACAGAGAGAGCCACAGAGCGAGGUGCAGAGAGAGCCACAGAGAGAGCCACAGAGCGAGGCGCAGAGAGAGCCACAGAGAGAGGCACAGAGCGAGGCGCAGAGAGAGCCACAGAGAGAGCCUGAAACUAACGAAGGCAGGGAAGCCACCACAGCAGCUACCAGAGAUGCAGAGCCACCGGAAGCUCCAGCAGAAGCUGCUCCGCCUGCCGCCCCACCGUUUUGGCAGCGCUUCAUUUACCAGCUCUUCAUCAUGUUUUUCCUGACCUUGAUGCCAUGGUGGACCCCCAACCCAAGGUAUAUGUGAGCCCAAAGCGGGCAUCUUUGCCUGAGGCUUUGGCAGGAUGGUUUCGCGAGAUCUGCAGAGGUUUCACCAAGGGUCGGAUAUUGUCUGAUGGUCAAAGUGCCACCUCAGGGGUAGUUGACGCUCAGUUGAGUGCUGGG
Messenger RNA from Durusdinium trenchii, 1370 nucleotides. Lineage: Eukaryota; Dinophyceae; Suessiales; Symbiodiniaceae. The record is from the annotation of a GenBank genome assembly.